AUGGGAGGUGGCUCGGAGUUGCUGUGCGGAGGGCGCUGGUGCGGCUGCUGCGGUGCGGCCACCUGGGCGCCCCCUCCCGUGCUGGGCAUCAUCCUGCACCAGUGGGCCGUGCAGACCCUGAAGACGUCGGUGCCGGUCCUGGGGUUGUCCUCGGCAGAAGGCGCACGGCGGCGGAGGCAGCAGCUGCUCGCCCUGGUGCGUCGUGGGCCGCCUUCGGAAGAGGUCGAGGCGGUGCGAGCAUCCGAUGCCGCGUCGACCGUGGCGGCGCCUGAGGAAGGCCGUUCCAGUGCGCCGCUCAAGCAGAAGGACGCGGAGGCGAAGGAGUGGAAGGUGGUGACGGGCAAGGUGAAAUGUCGGCGAGGCGAGCGCUGGGACGCAGCGCAGGCCAUGGCCGAGCCACGCGAGGCCAAGCGUCGAGCAGCCGCAGCUGGCGCGCUGCAGCGCUGGGCGCGCGGCUUGCUUGGGCGGCGCGCGGCCGCAGCGGUGCGGGCGGCUCGCGGCGCGGCCGUGGCUGGAUGCGCUGGGCCCACCGCGAUGGCCCUGCCGGCCGCGGAGGCCCAGCCCGCGAGGCACGGGAGGCGCGGCAAAAAGGUAAAGGAGGAUCCGAAGGGCGACGACGCCUUGCUCGGCGACGCGAUCUUCCUCGCCGCGCUCGAGGCCGACGAGUUGGCACGCGCCGCGGCGGACGCCCUU
Molecule: messenger RNA, 693 nt
Organism: Prorocentrum cordatum
Lineage: Eukaryota; Dinophyceae; Prorocentrales; Prorocentraceae
Source: the annotation of a GenBank genome assembly